GCUUUCCUUGUUGGAAAAAGCAGGAUUUGGAGGUGUUCUUCUAUAUAUAGACCCUUGUGAUUUACCAAAGUUUGAAAAUCCAAGCGAUGAUAACUUCAUGGUGUCUCUGAAUCCAGGAGGAGAUCCUUCUACGCCUGGUUAUCCAAGUAUUGAUGGAAGUUUCAGGCAAAAUCGUCCAAACCUCACUUCUCUCUUAGUGCAGCCUGUGUCAGCAUCUCUUGUUGCAAAAUUGAUCACAUCAUCAAAAGAUAAAACCAAAAGUGGCAUCUGUAGCCCUCUAGAACUUCCAAAUAAUGAAAAAAUAAUGAUCACCAUGAAAAUUCAGACAAUUUCAACAUUCAAAACUAUUACUAAUGUUGUGGGAUGUUUGAAAGGCUUGACAUCUCCAGAUCGGUAUAUCAUGGUUGGUAGCCAUCAUCACACUGCAUAUGGCUAUAAUGGACAAGAAUGGGCCAGCAGUACUGCCAUAAUCACAGCUUUUAUCCGAGCCUUAAUGCUGAGAGUUAAGAGAGGAUGGAGACCAGACAGAACUAUUGUUUUCUGUUCAUGGGGAGGCACUGAUUAUGGAAAUAUUGGCUCAUAUGAAUGGGGAGAGGAUUUCCAUAAGGUUUUGCAGAAAAAUGCUGUGGCUUAUGUUAGUCUUCAUAAUCCUCUAAGAGGCAACUCAAGUCUCUAUUCUGUGUCUUCACCUUCUCUUCAGCAACUUGUUGCAGAGAAAAAUAAUUUCAACUGUUCAAGAGGAUCCCAGUGCCUCAAAACCAAUGUCAGUAUUGUACAGAUACCAGGUGAUGCCAAUUAUUUCAUCAAUCAUCUUGGAGUUCCCAUGGUACAAUUUGUUUAUGAGGAUGCUAAGGCAUUAAAGAAACAGAUGACAUAUGCAAUAGAUUCUCUACUUGCCCAAGGGAAAAACUCAUUUAACAUGCUGUGUAUUAAAGUGAAUCUUGUGGAUUAG
Molecule: messenger RNA, 952 nt
Organism: Suncus etruscus (white-toothed pygmy shrew)
Lineage: Eukaryota; Metazoa; Chordata; Mammalia; Eulipotyphla; Soricidae
Product: inactive N-acetylated-alpha-linked acidic dipeptidase-like protein 2
Exons: 7
Coding region: 98-952 (284 amino acids)
Source: RefSeq, a predicted model, not a curated record